Molecule: messenger RNA, 3973 nt
Organism: Solea senegalensis (Senegalese sole)
Lineage: Eukaryota; Metazoa; Chordata; Actinopteri; Pleuronectiformes; Soleidae
Product: minor histocompatibility antigen H13-like
Exons: 12
Coding region: 214-1401 (395 amino acids)
Biological process (GO): membrane protein proteolysis
Cellular component (GO): cytoplasmic side of endoplasmic reticulum membrane; lumenal side of endoplasmic reticulum membrane; membrane
Molecular function (GO): aspartic endopeptidase activity, intramembrane cleaving
Source: RefSeq, a predicted model, not a curated record
CGGAGUGACACCUCCUGUCUCAUGUCUGCCUCUGUGCUCGCUGCUUUAGGAAACGUGGCCUUACCGCCUGAGCGGUAGCAGCAGCAGCGCGUCAGCGUCAGUCACAGGACCGUUACCGGUGUGGAUGAAUGAGAAUCACGCCACUCUCUGUCUCUGCCUCCUCCACACACACGCGCGCGUCUGUCAGCUACACCAGCCCGUUUCUGAAGAACCAUGUCUGAGGCAGAACCAGCCCCGGCCUCGGCCUCGGAGGCCGCCGCCGCCGCGAUCUUGGACGCCCUGAACACCACAGACUCGAACGGCACCGAGGUGCUCAACGCCACGGCUAAAUUCGUGGCCACACCAGAGGGCACGGCUCUGGCGUACGGCAGCCUGGUGUUCAUGGCGCUGCUGCCCAUCUUCUUCGGAGCCUUGCGCUCCGUCGACUGCUCCAAAUCUAAGGAGCUGGGAGAGAAUGGUAGCGGUUCUGGUUUCUGCAAUGCAGCAGACAUGCCUGAAACCAUCACCAGCAGAGACGCGGCGAGGUUUCCCAUCAUCGCCAGCUGCACGCUGUUCGGACUCUACCUCUUCUUUAAGGUGUUUUCUCAAGAGUACAUCAACCUGCUGCUGUCCGUCUACUUCUUCGUCCUGGGCGUCCUCGCUCUGUCUCACACGAUGAGUCCUCUGAUCUCCAGAAUCUUUCCAGAUUCUUUCCCAAACAAACAGUUCCAGCUUCUCUUCACUCAAGGCUCUGGAGAGUCCAAAGAAGAAAUCGUGAACUACGAGUUUGACAACAAGAACCUGAUCUGUUUAGUGGUCAGCAGUGUGGUGGGAGUCUGGUACCUGCUCAAGAAGCACUGGAUAGCCAAUAACCUGUUUGGUUUGGCGUUUGCUCUGAACGGCGUUGAGCUGCUCCACCUGAACAACGUCAGUACCGGCUGCAUCCUGCUGGGGGGACUGUUUGUCUACGACGUAUUCUGGGUGUUCGGGACCAACGUCAUGGUAACGGUUGCUAAGUCCUUUGAGGCUCCGAUCAAAUUGGUGUUUCCUCAGGAUCUUUUAGAGAAAGGUCUUCAGGCCAAUAACUUUGCGAUGUUGGGUCUCGGUGACAUCGUCAUCCCUGGAAUCUUCAUCGCUCUGCUGCUGCGCUUUGACGUCAGCCUGAAGAAGAACAGCAGGACAUAUUUCUACUCCAGUUUCCUCGCCUACAUCUUUGGACUCGGCCUCACCAUCUUCGUCAUGCACACCUUCAAACACGCACAGCCCGCUCUGCUCUACCUGGUCCCGGCCUGCAUCGGCUUCCCUGUCAUCGUCGCGCUGAUCAAAGGAGAGCUCACUGAGAUGUUCAGGUACGAGGAGACACCACCUGAGGAGGAGGAGGCCAAAGACGAGGGGUCAGAAUCGCAGAAGAAGGACCAAUAGCAUUCAUCGCUGCCCGCCCUCUGCUCCGCCCAUCUCCACCGUCAUCCAGCCUGCUGCCACCACCACAUUUCACUGAAGCCCCGCCCUCCUCCCUGUCUCGCCGCUCCAGCUGUGUCUGUCUGUCGUCGAGGGAAACGAAGCUUGUGUUGCUAGUGUAUUUUUUGUCUUUGAAGCAGCGGGAGCAGCCGCUGGUCUCCGUGGUAACGGCUGUCGUUAACCAUCUGGCUGAACGCCCCUCGCCUCACGCUCGUGUCACCACGUCGUUUCUGCAAGAUUGAGGUGAAACAAACUGUUCACCAUCAGCAUCAUCAUCAUCAUCGUCGUCGUCAUCAUUUGUGUUGCGUCACUUUUCUCGUGUUUAAGGCCAGAAUUUUAAGAUGAAAAAUCCAGUAUAAUUUUAAUUCUGUGCAUUUUCUUUUUCCUUUUGUUCAUUUUUUUAUUUUAAAUGUGUAGAAAUGGUGUUCACUUGUGUGAAUCCUGAGAAAUAAACCGCACACUCGGACGUUUUCUCAAUAUUAUCGGAAUAUUAAAAAAAGGUACAAAACUGAAAGAAUAUGGUUUUUAUCAGUUACUGCAUUCUGUAAAAGAAUAUCUCUCUACUCUGAGAUCAUUUGUGGUGCAUCUUUUCCCACAUGGUGGCAGCAGCAAAUAUCUGAAAUUUACCAAGUUUCUUGAAUGCACCAGAGUUGGCAAUCGAUUACAAACACUGAGGUGUGAUUUCGGGAAAGAAACAUCCGUCUGAGUGGAUAAACUGUGUUCCACUCCUCACCAGCAGGUGGCGAUAACAUGGGCCUCUGGCCUUGUUUCUUUUUUCUUGUAUUUGCCGAGAUUAUUUUUCCCAGAAAUGCGACUCGUUUUUACUUAAUUGAAAAUAAACCUUUGUGUGCUAAAGCUCUGCCCCCUUAGGUUUCCAAAUCAUAAAAUGUUUGUUUUUAGUGGCAGAUGGAUAUGUUUGAUGAAAUUGAACGGAAAAAAAAAACCCAAAUUAUUUAUCGUAGUUUUUAAGAUUCAUAGCGACUUUUCUGUUUCCUCGAUGUCGUCGCCACCAAUUUGUCUGAAGCACAAAGAAAAACUUCAUGAGCAGCUAAAAGUUUCGUAAAUGAAAUAAACGCCAUCGACGUUCAGUGCUGCACUGUAAAAAUAAAUAAAUAAAUAAAACCAGCCAAGUAUUCUUUAGUCGAUUUAAAAUACUGCUACUUUCAGACUUAAUUUUCCUUAAAACAAGGAAUUUAAGAUGAAAGUUAAACAAGCAAAGAAAUUCUUUAACAAAUUUUUACUUAAAGUAACUUUAAACCUUAGAAUUUGCCAUUAGUUUACUUUUUUUUGCAGAAACAAGGCUUUUUUCUUUCUAAAGCUCCGCCCACUUAAUUUCCUAAACUUUCAGAAUGUUAGCGCCUGUGAGCGCAGCAGAGUAGGAGGAGGAGCCUUGCCUCUUGCUGCUCUGAGGGUGGCGGGGCCUUGUGACAUCAUCAGCUGGAGGAGGCGUCCGUUUUUCAUCGUGUCUGUCCGCGACAUUACAACUUGAUUUUCCGUUGAUCUGAAACACGAUUUUCUGUCGUCCGACAUUUUCCCGAUCUUAUGUUUUUCAAGACUUUUCACACGUAACAUUUUUAAUGACCCGUGUCGAUUGAAAUUGCAGCUCUCUCCCUCUUUUCUAAGCUCCACCCACCAGACGAGCACGUACAACACACAAGCUGAGGAAAUCUGAUAGGCUCCGCCCACUCUGACACAUUCAGAAUCGUAUUAGUUUUUGUUUCUUUGCAGUGUUGUUGGUUAUCACACGUGUUGUGUUGUUGACCUUUUUUACUGAAACAGCUGUUUACAGCCAGUAGGAGGCUCUCUCUCUCUCUCUCUCUGAACUGUCCUGUGAUUGGUCAGAGAUCCAGAGGAGGAGGAGUCCAGUUCUCUCUCAGAUGAGCUUUAUCUGUGUGAGAGAAAUCUUGCCGACUGCAGCUUUAACCCAUGAUAAAACGGUUAACCCUUAAGUUUUUCACUUAGUGUUUUAAAUAAUUAAACGUGUCCGUGUUUGUCCUGUAACUGCGGACGAGAUAAAAAAAAAGUUUGUCACAAAAAUCUACUCCGGCUCAUUCUGCGGAUAUGGAAAAUCAAUCUGGUGAUUUUAUUACUUCAUUAUGAAGGAUAAUUAUUUUAUUUUUCACACACUGCACCUUUUUAAAAGCACAGAAUGUCCCAGAAUGCAACUUGGUAAAGGAUCCGAGAAGAGAAUUAAAAAGGGAGAAUUUUGUUAAUUUUUUGUUGUUUUUUUGAGAAAGGACUGUGUGGAUGUUACGAGUUUUCACAUAAAGAUUCUGGACGUAAACGACGUUGAUGCUUCAUUCAGAGACUUUUUCUAUGUUGAUGUAAAUAAUGAGAAAUAAAAACUUAAGGAUCAUCAUUAUUUUCAUGUUCAGCUCAGAAACUCAUGUUUAAAAACAUUGUAUUAUUAUUCUUAUUCUUAUUAUUAUUAUGUUCUUUUUCUCUCUCUGGUUGUUUGUGCAGGACGUCGUCUCACGGCUCCGACUGUAUUUUAUUUGCAAUAAAGUUUUUGGUGGGUCGAUCACCGUAUAGAGAA